GGUGUGGGAUUUGCAGCCCCAAUCCUAAACUUAAAUCAAUGAUUGUGCUUGGAUCCCUUUAGACGUCACUCUGACAGUCAGUCUUGUCUUCCUUGUGCCAAAGUUCACACAACAAUUCUGUUCACCUGCAAAUCUUUUUGUUAUCGAAAUGUCCGAAUCCCAACCUCCGACAUUAGUUGAAGGUGCAACCACCGGCGAUGUAGAUGACGAAAUCCCUCAAAAGGCCAAGUCGGCAGAAGACCGUAAAGCUGCUGCCGCUCUCUCCUCUCUCGAUGCCCCUCGCGAAGACGACUCGGCCGGGACGAAAGAGCUAGAUCAAGAGGCUGUGAGGAAAGCUAUGGAAAGGUUGGCAGGUACGGGCGCCACGAAUGGAAAAGUUGCAAAGAAGGGAGAUGAGAAAAAGGUUGUGAAGAAGAUAGUGAAGGUGGAAGCGGCCGAUGUUAAUUUAUUGGUUGAGGAACUCGAAUUGACGAAGAUCAAGGCCACGGACUUAUUGAAGGCUCAUGACGGUGAUGCCACGACAGCGUUGAGGGCAUAUAUUACCCCUGUGGUAUAAUGAAAUUAAAUUAAGGAAUGAAAUAACGGAUUUUAAUGAAUUGAGCACGGCGUUAAAGCUACAAAUAUUGCUGGAUGGCUGUCAGUGAGCCUUCCAAAAGUUUUCACUCCAAGGUCAUAGGGUCUAGUCAAGAAUCUGGCCUCA
Molecule: messenger RNA, 700 nt
Organism: Botrytis cinerea B05.10
Lineage: Eukaryota; Fungi; Ascomycota; Leotiomycetes; Helotiales; Sclerotiniaceae
Exons: 2
Coding region: 149-556 (135 amino acids)
Biological process (GO): negative regulation of apoptotic process; protein stabilization
Source: RefSeq, a predicted model, not a curated record